CUGAUUUUCUCGCCAUAUUACCUAGACAAGAGGACACGCAGAAAACUGUCGCAUAUUUGAUCGGGGUGCACGGCUGCAUUUGGGGAUGGUAAGAGGGGCUCCAGAUCUGAUCAUCUUCAUCAUCAUCAGCGCUGUGCUGGAUUUGUCAGGGAUUUAUCAGGCCGAGGAAAACAGAGUUCACGCGCCAGGUUUUUCGGGCAGGAUGUCACUGUGAACACCGGGCUGCUCGGGAUGACUGGGAUUUUUGGGGCACUGGCCUGUGCAGGCCAGGCCAACUGCUAUGGCAACAACUCCAAAGAUUACUGCUACUCAGCACGGAUCCGUAGCACUGUGCUCCAGGGUCUACCUUUUGGAGGGGUGCCCACCGUUCUUGCCCUCGACUUCAUGUGCUUCCUGGUCCUUCUCUUUGUCUUCUCUAUCUUGCGAAAGGUGGCAUGGGAUUAUGGCAGGCUUGCUUUGGUUACUGAUGCUGACAGACAGAAGAAGCGAUUCAGCCUAAUGGAGGAGCGGGAAUAUGUGGCUUCAGCACUACAUUCGGAAACUCCAGAUCGUUACGAGCGCCUCACUUCUGUCUCCAGCUCGGUGGAUUUUGAACAGCGAGACAACGGUUUCUGCUCUUGGCUGACGGCCAUAUUCCGGAUAAAGGACGAGGAGAUUCGGGAGAAGUGCGGAGAGGAUGCCGUGCAUUAUCUCUCUUUCCAGCGCCAUAUCAUCGGGCUGUUGGUGGUGGUGGGGGUGCUGUCAGUGGGCAUUGUCCUUCCUGUCAACUUUUCCGGAAACCUGCUGGAAAACAAUGCCUACAGCUUUGGGCGCACAACAAUAGCAAACCUUAAUUCGGGGAAUAAUUUGCUGUGGUUGCACACGUCAUUUGCAUUUUUGUACCUCCUCCUUACUGUCUACAGUAUGAGACGUCACACUUCCAAGAUGCACUACAAAGAGGAUGACCUGGUGAAGCGUACUUUAUUUAUAAAUGGCAUCUCCAAAUAUGCAGAAGAGAUCCAGAUCAAGCAACACUUUGAGCAGGCCUAUGAGAACUGUGUGGUGCUGGAGGCUCGCAUUUGCUACAACGUGGCCAAACUCAUGGCUCUUAAUGCUGAGAGGAAGAAGACGGAACGAAGUAAGAAGUUCUUCACAGAUCUGAAUUCAAAGGAACACAUACCCACCAUGAUCAACCCCAAACCCUGUGGCCACCUGUGCUGCUGUGCCAUCACGGGCUGUGAGGAGGAGGAAGCGGUGAGUUACUACACAAAGCUGGAAGCCAAACUGAAGGAAGAGUACAGGAAGGAAAAAGAGAAGGUCAACACUAAACCUCUCGGCAUGGCUUUCGUCACCUUCCAAAAUGAGGCCAUGGCGGCAACAAUCCUGAAAGACUUUAAUGCAUGCCAGUGUCAGGGCUGUGUGUGCCAUCAGGAGCCACGCUCAUCUCAGUUCAGUGAGAGUCUCCACGUCUAUAACUGGAGCGUAAGCUACGCCCCUGACCCCCAGAAUGUGCGCUGGGAGCAUUUGUCUCUGGGAGGUGUUUCUUGGUGGAUUCGCUGUUUACUCAUCAACUGCAUCCUCUUUAUCCUGCUCUUCUUCCUCACCACCCCCGCGAUCAUCAUUUCCACCAUGGAUAAGUUCAACGUCACUAAACCAGUGGAGUUUCUUAAUAAUCCCAUCAUCACCCAGUUCUUCCCCACUCUCUUACUAUGGGCUUUCUCUGCUUUGCUGCCAACCAUCGUCUACUACUCGGGAUUUUUUGAAGCCCACUGGACCCGUUCGGGAGAAAACAGGACCACCAUGCUCAAGUGCUACACGUUUCUUAUUUUCAUGGUCCUUUUGCUGCCAUCACUGGGUCUCAGCAGCCUGGACGUGUUCUUCCGCUGGCUGUUUGACACACAGUUCCUGGCUGUUGCAGCUGUUCGAUUUGAGUGUGUCUUUCUCCCUGAUAAUGGAGCGUUUUUCGUGAACUAUGUAAUAGCUUCAGCAUUUAUCGGGAACGCCAUGGAUCUUCUGCGCAUUCCGGGGCUUCUCAUGUACAUGAUCCGGCUCUGCCUGGCCCGUUCCGCCGCAGAGAGACGAAAUGUGAAACGGCACCAGGCUUAUGAGUUCCAGUUUGGCGCUGCCUAUGCCUGGAUGAUGUGCGUCUUCACUGUCGUCAUGACUUACAGCAUCACCUGCCCAAUCAUCGUGCCGUUUGGCUUGAUGUACAUGCUGCUGAAGCAUCUAGUGGAUCGAUAUAACAUGUACUACGCCUACCUGCCAUCCAAACUCGACAAGAAGAUCCACUCUGGAGCUGUCAACCAGGUGGUGGCUGCACCUAUUCUCUGUCUCUUCUGGCUGCUCUUCUUCUCCACCGUACGCACAGGUUUUGUGACUCCGACGUCCAUGUUCACUUUUGUCGUGCUGAUCAUUACGAUUGUGGUUUGCCUGUCGCACGUCUGCUUCGGCCAUUUCAAGUACCUCAGCGCUCACAACUACAAGAUCGACACCAAGGAGAGCGAAGUGGACGGAGUGGAGAAUGGACGACCAGCACGAUCCUCGCCCUCUAAUAAAUCUCCGCAGCAGAUGUACAUCGCCCAGGUCCUGCAAGACCCGAACUGCGAUGAGACGGGUGCAGGCAGCGGAGAGGACGACGGCCAGGGAUCCUCGCAGGACGAGGAGAUGAUGAACGGGGGCAACAGCCUCACUGAGGCCGACUUCCAGUCAGGAGAAGACAGCCUCAUUGCCAACGAAGUCCGCCACUAACGCCAGCACCGGUGGAGAGAGAGAUGAGGCGGUCAGGGAUUCUGAGGUAGAUUGGAGAGCCACGUCGGAUGUCUUACGAUCUAUGCUUGAGCUGUCACCUUUUGAAGCUUCGUACACAUUUCUGUGAGUUGUGCAAGUCAUCUCUGUCAUGGGCUAGUCGAUUGAGACUUCUCCUGCCAAACACUUGAACACAAUCGAGCACAAAGUGCACAUAGGAAUCCAUUCACACUACAGACAUGAACUUGAUACACAUACGUGUAGAUACAGUUUACAUGCAUUUCCAUACAGGAACCAUCAUGACUGUUGUGUGUGAUCUUCAUCGAAAAAAGUAAAUUUAUGAAGUUUGGCGUUUCUAUUCAUUGAAUUCAAAGCGGAACAGGAGGGCAGUUCCUUCUGAAUCAUGAUGGACAUCCACAGUGAAACUAGCCUCAAAUAUUGUAGAGUAGGUCUCAAAUCCUGUUGAACAUGGAGCAUUUCACAUAAAAACUGAAAGACUCGGAAACCAUCCAACUGGAGAUCCUGGGAAUGCUUCUGAACUAAUCAGGAAUUUGUCUGAAGAGUCUCAUCUCUCUCUCUAGGACAUUUUCUCUCUGUCACAAUGCUCAAAUCAUUUUAUUUCAUUCUCCUUGUUAUGUAAGUUGCUUUCGAACUGGCUUUGCUUGCUUCGUCUGUCUUACUUUGCCUAAGCAAACUGAUUUUGAAUCAUUCCAAAGCACAUGUGCAAUAGGACAGAGCUCAGAAGAUUAGAUCGUCAUGCCAGCCUCUUUGUUUUAAACAUUUAAUGUAUGGUGGAAGACUUCAUUUGUCAGAACUUGGUGAGCAUUGUACAGAAGAUGCCCAUUUCUUCAUUUCUGCACUCUUGUUGAGGGAAAGCAGCAGCAGUCAGUAAAACAGUGGCUGGAAUGUUUGUGAUCUCUUGAGACGGAGCCAAAAUAUUGGAGAUGUGAAAAGUUCUUCAUCAGAAAAUUCCACUGGGUGUUGAAUUCACUGUUAAAAUGUGUUUAUUUAAGGUAUUAUUUAUGUUCAUUUGAGGUGUUAUUUAUAUUUAUUGUUUGCUCUUUUUGUUUCACCUUAACUACCUUAAAAGAUUUAUUUUUAAAGAGAAAUGCAAAAUGACGUUCUUGUUUCUGUAGCAAACUAGGAGGUUCCCCAGUCACAUGAUGAUGUUCAGGAAAACGACUGUUUUAUGGGGGAAGGAGGAGGAAUAUAAAUUCAGCUCUAUAAAUAUAGCCACCCUUGGUAAAAAUGAGUAAAAAGCUGGUAAAAUAUGGUUAAUAGCUCAAUCUCAUAUUGAAAAUGUAAAACUAUGUAAAACUAUCUCCUCUUUACAUCAGUCUCAAUAGAUUUUCGGUAAAAUCACUGGAAUUUCAAUGCAGUAACUCAAUUCUGUUUCUAUCCAACCAUUUUUAAUUAAUCUGGCCAUUAGUUUUGAAUUCUGCACCACAAGUUUCUCAUUUUGCCAGUGGCUUUAAGCCAGUUUCAGUAUUUUGAUUCCAUAUUGCCAUGUAUCAUAACAUUUCCACUCGCCAGUUAACUGUGGGAGAUUGUUUUCAUGCUUUUUUCUUAGCAAACCCACCACUGUCCUUAGACCUAUUGCCCUAUUUGCCCACAUACUUUUGGUCAUAUAAUAAAUGUAAAAAAGGGGUUACGAUUAUUGUUGCAUUGUUAUUACUUUUUGGUAAACAUGUAAUAGGUUCUUUUAUAUUUUUUAUUUUCUAUGCUCUAGGUCUUAUAUUUUCAAUCCUGAUUGAGCUAAUUAACAACUAAAACAUUUUAAGAUUUUUUACUCAUCAUUAACACAAAUGCUAAUAAUUAUUGAGCUGACUAUAAAAAAAAAAGACAUUUCUGCUGGCGGAAAGGCCUUGUUGAUGAGGCCAUUAGAAUUUGAGCUGACAGAAGGGCUACUGUUAUUUAAAUAAAUGUUACAACCCAGCAUAUUCAGCAAAAAAAAAAAAGAAGCAUUUCAGAAUGCACAACAGGUCAAACCUUGAAGCAGAGUUUUGGGUCACAGUGGGUUUAUCUGUAAAUAAUUAAGUUUCCUUAUAAUAGACACAUCCUGUUUACAUCCAAUGCAACACCUAACUGCUUCAUCAUGAUCAGGGUCACAGAAUCAACUGGUGCAGGUAGAAAAACAUUUAGAAGGAGCAUCAAUCCCAUAACAUUAUACACUUUCUCAUUCACUUACUCUCUCACCUAUUAUUAGCGCCAGUGUACAGUAGCCAAUCUACCUUCUGCAUGCUUUUGGAAGGUGGGAGGAAACAAAGCAAAUUCUUUGUAGCGGGUAACCAGAGGUGGGAUUUUACCCAGUGUGCCAAACUUGACUAAAACCAAAACCAAGUACAUUUAACUAAACUGAAACAAAUGAAAUUAAUGAGUAAAACAAAUCGGCAAAUCAGAGGUUACCUUUUAGUUUAGAGUUUUUAAAAUAAAAAAUAGGCAGAUUUGGAUUAAUGGCACCUUUGCUGUUUGAGAAACUGCACAUAAUGGAACAUCAAACAUUUAGUGUUUAAACGUUUCUCUAUUUAAAAAAAUUUUAUACACACCACCACCAUUUUUAGUCUUAAAAAUGAUAACUUAAUUUUCUAACAAACACGCUAACUAAAAAUAAAACAAACAGAUUGAAUCAAUGUAUAGUCAUGUGUAAAAGUUUGGUCACACCUAAACAAAUGUUUCUCUUGCCAUCAAUUAAGAUCAGCUGGAGGUUUCGGGAACUCUUAGAAAGAUCAAAUGCUCAAAGAUCAGUGAAGGAAUCAGACGAUACCCAGCAUCAUAUCAGUUUCACUUUGUGGCAUGGCCUCUUAAUACAUUGUUAGCUUUUGAUUGCCUACAGCUGGUGAUUUCUAACUAAGGCCAUGCCCAUUCAAGGUUUUUUUUUGGACAAAUCUAAACUUUUGGACAAGAAAAUCCAAUGUCACCUUAUUCAAAAAGCAAAUUAGUCGGGAUGGUCAGAUCUUUUUUUUUUUUAAAUACACUGUUCAAAAUCAAUAAGCUUUAUACUGCCAGGGCCUAGAGACAGAGCCAGUGCUCUAAAAUUGGCACAUCUAAGCUUGCUACUAAAGUGUGUUGCUGAUGUGGAAAUAAAGAGGAGGAAUGUUAGCUUUUGCCCCUUGUUUUGCAGCCACUAAGCCCAUGGUGAUAAAAAGCUUGUUUGACUGUGCCCAGGUGGCGCAGAGGGAUAUUCCGCUAGCACACCAGCACGAGUUUCUGAAGAAGAGGCGGGCUGGGCACAUGUCGGAAAAGGCGUGUACAGCGACGUGCUCUCCUCGGAUGCUAUCUGGUGUCUCUCAGCACCGGAAAACUAAAUUGAGUACGCUAAAUCGGGGAGAAAAUGCAUAAAAAAAAAAUAAAAAAAAAGCUGAUCUCACACAUGUUCCAGGAGCAUUUAAAUCAUGGUAGUUUUUGUUGGUUCUUAGAUCACAUCUGUCCAUGAAGACAAAUAUCCUCUCAGUAAAGGCUGACAAAUUUAAGUUUUCUUUGUGGUCUUGGUAAAUUGACCACUGGUCUUCAGACAAAAUGAAACAUUAUUGAAUUUAAUACACCAACAAAAGCUUACUGUAAUUUUGACCCAGCAUAUUUUCCAAUUUAAUACACUAAAAAACAAUUCAUUAAAACCCAAAAACUGCUUUAAAAUACAAGUGUCUGCAAAUAUUUGACUUUAACUGCACACUCACAAAAUAUAAUAAAAUGAAGGUGAAAUUCAGUCCAAGUUUAAGUCUCAAUAGGGUUUGCACUUGUAGUAAAGUUCACUUUUUUAAUUAUUUACUAUUUAAUGCUGGUUACUAAUAUAUAAAAUGUUAAUGCACUUUGUUUCAUUUGUUUGGACAUGUAGCUGGAUACCACAGUUAACAGUUUUGAACAGCCCCAUGUUUUUUUCGUUUUAUAUAAUGUUUAAAUUUUUUGUGUUUACUUGUUUAUUUGCUGCUUGUUAUUUACUCGUGACCCUUGCUCCUCAUUGGUAGACACAAUGCUGACCUAUGAAAGCUGUAGCUACACAGAUCAUCCGAGCCCUGUAAAUAUUUGUUGUAUUUAGACAAGUUGGGAAGCUUUGUCGCUGUUCAGAUGCUGUAGCUACGUGCUGGAGAUACUAAAGCAAAUCUGUGUCUGUCAUUGAACAGUUAUGGUGUGAUGAAGACACUUUUAUGAAGGUUUCUGGUGUGUAAAUGAUGUUUGAGCUGUAAUAAUGGAGGUGAGGGUAUUUUUGUAAACCAUGGCACAAAUAACUUGAAGUAUUUGAUACCAGUUGUGUAUUAAAGGUGUGUCUAACUAGCUGUGAUGUUGCUUCAUGAACUUUUAAACGUUCACCACCCAAUGUUUUUAUCUAAAAUGAAAACAUAUUUCUGUAAUGAGGUUCCAAAAAAAUGCAACAUUCUUUGAGCAGGAAAAUAUUGUCUUUAGUUAAACCAGUAAAGAUGUGAAAUUCAGUAUCCUGAAAAAGUAUUCAGCCCUAAACCAUAUUCACAUCAUCGAUGGUUAAAAGACAGCAAUGUAACCCAAAACUUUAUUAGCCACUUAAAAAAUGGCUACCCACAAUAUAAAAUGUCAACAGUUUCUUAGUUUUCAUUCCCCUGGUUAGAACUUGAUUGACCCACCUAUGAAAGCUGAUAUAUUUAAUAUAUAAAUAAUUUGUUUACAACUUGAGCAUUAGCCGAUUCUGUUCUUGCUGGUUAGUUGGGGAUUGUAUGUCCACACACAUUAGUCUUGUUAAAAAGACUAACCUUUCUACUGAAGCUUUCUUGCAGAGAUCCAAGAUCUGUGUGUACUGAUCCAAAAUGUUCAUGCUUUGUUAAUUAUUCAAGAGGAAUUUUGUGUGGAUGUUUUUACCUGCCUGAUAAGUCCUCAAUAGAUUUCUGCCACACAUACAGCUUUAUCCGUAGACUUUUUACCAUGUUGUUGUAGAGCCUUUCAAUUGACAUUUUGCUAAUUCUUUCAGUAAAGGCUGAUUGCUUUCAACCAUAAAUAUGAUUGAUCAAUGAACAUUCAGACACAGCCACUGAUUUCUGCAACUUAGUGUGACAGUUGGUGUUGCAGUUUCACUUAACCUGUUACCUUCUGAUUGUGUUUAAUGCCUGAUCUAUGCAGGUGGCUGUAGUUUAAUAUUUUUUCCAUGUGGUUAUGAGGAACUAAACUGCCUUGGAAAUGUGACGUGUUUUGAAUGCUGUUUUUUUUUUCUUUACUAUACUGCUAGACCUCACAAAGCAACUGGCUAGUUGAUAUUUGUUUAAACCAUGUUGACUAAACAUAUUGACUGAGUUGUUAAUAUAAUUAAAUCUCACCACUGUUUAAUUUUGGAACAUUGCUUAAAGGUUUUUUAAUUAACAAGGUGCACACUUUACCCUCAGCUACAAAACAAAUACUAUAGUAUACUUAAUAUAUGCAGUUUGAGACAAUAAAAUCUAACAGUUCGAGGGGCUGAAUAUUUUUUCAAGACACUUUGGCUGUAUAUACACUUUAUUUUUGGCUCGGUCAUUGUGAUACCAAAGCACGUGUACAGUUUGUAUACGUUUAGAAAAAGAAGUGGGAUCAUAAAUAGAUUAAACAGCUAGAAUACUUAGAGGUAUUUUGGGCAAAAGCCAGCUUCAUCGAUGCUAGUUUCUUGUACGGAUAGAAUAAAAAAAUAAAAACCAGCCGCUAGUUCAUUUAAAACUGUAGAAUUCACUGAAUGGAUGCUAUUUAUUUUUACAUUUUGUCUAAAUGUUGUCUGUCUGGUAAAGCACUUGUCACAUCUUUAGUUUCCUAUCAAUAAAACUUGCUAUUCGUCUUAACAA
Trichomycterus rosablanca is the source of this 8492-nucleotide messenger RNA. RefSeq names its product CSC1-like protein 2. Bases 232 to 2727 code for a protein of 831 amino acids. Gene Ontology annotation, molecular function: calcium-activated cation channel activity; nucleic acid binding. Gene Ontology annotation, cellular component: plasma membrane. Lineage: Eukaryota; Metazoa; Chordata; Actinopteri; Siluriformes; Trichomycteridae. The record is from RefSeq and is a predicted model, not a curated record. The transcript has 24 exons.